Messenger RNA from Helianthus annuus (common sunflower), 576 nucleotides. RefSeq lists its product as uncharacterized. NCBI's taxonomy places the organism in Eukaryota, Viridiplantae, Streptophyta, Magnoliopsida, Asterales, Asteraceae. The coding region runs from base 1 to 576 and encodes 191 amino acids. The transcript is spliced from 2 exons. The record is from RefSeq and is a predicted model, not a curated record.
AUGACUUCGGUUACGAUUACGGAUAAUGCUAAUAAUCGAACCGAACCAUGCACACCCCUACCAGGUUCACAUAACGAUAUAAACAUUAUUCAUCACUUGCCCCUUUUCAAUGAUAUGAUAAAUGGUGUUAAACCUAAAGGAGCAUUUUUUGUAAAUGAUGUUGAAUACAUGCAUGGGUACUAUCUUGUUGAUGGAAUUUACCCUGAGUGGGCUGUUUUUAUGAAAUCUCUUUCAAAAGAUGGAACCCUAGAUCUGAAAAGAGUAAAGUUUAACAAAGUUCAGAUGGCGGCACGCAAAGACAUCAAGCGAACAUUUGGUGUUUUGAAGAAAAGGUGGCGCAUUUUGAGCAUGGCUUGUCGAUUGUAUCAAAAAGAUCAAAUAAGAAACGUGAUGUACGCGUGCAUCAUUCUACACAACAUGAUUUUAGAGGAUGAAUGCCGGGCAAUAGUUGAAUAUUAUCCCGAGGAGACCCAAUCAAUUAACGAAGACAUUAGUGAUGAACAGAGAACGCAAAACCAAAAUCUAAUCAAGUCACGGCAAAUAAAUGCAAAUCUUCGAGCUGAUUUUGUUAUUUAA